This is a messenger RNA of Pseudozyma hubeiensis SY62, 3255 nucleotides long. RefSeq names its product negative regulator of iron uptake genes. The transcript has a single exon. Gene Ontology annotation, molecular function: zinc ion binding; DNA-binding transcription factor activity, RNA polymerase II-specific; RNA polymerase II cis-regulatory region sequence-specific DNA binding. The coding region runs from base 1 to 3255 and encodes 1084 amino acids. The record is from RefSeq and is a predicted model, not a curated record. Gene Ontology annotation, biological process: positive regulation of transcription by RNA polymerase II; negative regulation of transcription by RNA polymerase II. NCBI's taxonomy places the organism in Eukaryota, Fungi, Basidiomycota, Ustilaginomycetes, Ustilaginales, Ustilaginaceae.
AUGGCGCUUCCUCCGGUCAAGAUCGCAUCUCGGCCCACUUCGCCCACUUCUUCUCAACACCACCACAACCACAAUCACCAUCAAUCCGCCACUGCCUCUUCCUCUACCACAUCCACCUCCCAUCCGCCACCCCGAAUCGCAGCUCGUCCCGUCGCCCCUGCUGAUCGCUCUCCCGACCGUCUCUCUCAUCACCUACGCAACGGCUCUGCUCACGACGCCGAGGCGUCACCGCACGUCCGUCCUCGAGCUUCGCAACCACCGUCUCCUUCCGGCUACGCCGCCGACCGUGCCUCUUCGUCUCAUCACGACCCCUCUUCUGCUGCAAACCUUCCUACACGAAGCACAGCUCGAAGCCUCUUUCGCGACCCACGCACCUUUCAUCCAGCCGGACGAUCUCAAUCACCCAUCGCCGCCUUCCGCAACCGUUCGCAGAGCUCCGAACGAUCCCAUCUUGGCCCUUCCAGAUCGCAGCCCAACAGCCCGCUUCUGCAGCCAUCCUCGUUUCGUCACCACGGCGACAACACCGGCGUCCACUUGCCGCCCAUCCACUCGCUCUCCAAGGAGCUCCGUUCGGAUCAUCAGGACGCGCUCGCACAUCACCGUCGCACGCCCAACACCUCGCCUCGCGCAACCGCACGCUUGCACAUGGGCAACACCUUCCGCGACUCGAGCCCAGCUGGUUCCAUCGGCAGCCCCGCGACGAUGCGCCACGACUAUCCAGCAUAUCGCCACGAGCUUUCAGUCGAGGAGCGCGCCAAGAUGCAGCGAUACGCCGACGAGCAUCCACGCCCCAUUGCGCCCGCUCCCAGAGUCAGCUACGAGCACGAAUCGCGCGGCCUGCAGUACCGUGACGGCUAUCCGGCUCCUUCGCGAUCCAUUGAGGCGUCUUACCAUCAGAACGGUGCCCGUUCCGCCGCCCACGGCGACUCGCGCACAAACAGUCCCCAGCAUGUCCCGCGCGACGCCUAUGAACACGAGGGCUCUGGCUCGCCUCCGUCUGCCCAUCAUGCAGGCAUGAGGUGUUCCAACUGCGGCGUCACCUCUACUCCGCUCUGGAGGCGAGCGCCUGAUGGCAGCACCAUCUGCAAUGCCUGCGGACUCUAUAUCAAGUCGCACAGCACACAUCGUGCUGCCUCGAGCCGCCCGGGCGGUUCGGACGCUAGCCCUCCCACACACGAAGCCAAGCUUGCCGCGGCUGCCGGUCCUAGCUGUUCGCGCGAAGACGAUCCCAAAACAGGUUCCUGUCCCGGCGACGGUCUCUGCAACGGCACUGGCGGCACCGCCAGCUGCAGCGGCUGUCCAGCCUACAACAACAAUCUCUCGCAAGCGCUCAAGGCCAGCAAACGCGAGCCACACGCUAGCGAAGAUCCUUCGCCCACACGUGCCGCGGAAAGAGCCCCGUCGGUCAGCGAAGACAAGAAGGAUGACGACAAGAGUUCCGUCGGCGCUCUCCGCUGCACGAACUGCCAGACCACCACCACUCCGCUCUGGCGACGCGACGAGGACGGCAACAACAUUUGCAAUGCCUGCGGUCUCUACCACAAGCUGCACGGCACUCAUCGCCCCAUCGGCAUGAAGAAGACGGUCAUCAAACGCAGGAAGCGCAUUCCUGCCAAUGCGGCUGCCCAGGCUGCCAACCACCCUGAUGUGGUUCCGGUGCAGAUCAAUGCCAAUGGUCAGCCCGUGAUCGCGCCCGCUGCCGGUCGCAGCGCGGGCGACUCCACGCCAAACUCGUCCGAGGCCAAGCGUGCCUCGAAAAAGUCCACCUCGACGUCCGAACAAGCCAUGCGUGAAGCACGCGAUCGCGAGGCUGCCAUGCUCUUGAUGGAGGUUGGCGCCGGUGGCAGGUCGCGCACCUCGAUGCACGACGACGAUCGCCAACACCAGAACGGUGCUCUGGCCAGUUCGGCUUCCAUGCAUCACGACAUGCACUUUGCCAGGGCCGGUGCUGAUGCCGUGCGCCCUUCCAUCGCAGAGGACCAGCGAGCCGCCAAGCGACCGCGCAAAUCGUACCCACUGGCGCCUCGCGAUGCGUACGAUGACCAAGAUGCCUCCAUCGGUGCAUACAGCGAGACAAACGCUGCCGGGGCGUCGCGAUCUCAACGAUCGCCAGUGGAUGCCCACACGUCGGAGAGGACGAGCCGGUCCGAUCUCAACCGCGAAUCGUCGCACGGCGCCAACGUCGCUCCUGAGCAUGCGGCGCGCGCCAAUGCUGCUGAUGGCGCGAGAACGGGCUCGGCCGUGCCUCACCACCACCAUCACCAUCAUCACCACCACCCUAACCACGCUUCGCAUGCUGCCCACCACGCGCACCACCACCACCACCACCAUCCUGUGGCGGUCAGCGGCGGCUCGCACGGACACGCAAGCGCAGCGUCUGGAGGCGGUGGCAGCAAGCUCAGUGAAGUCGAGAGGUUGAGAGACGAGCUCCUGUUCGAGCGCAGACGUAUCGACGAGGUGCUUCAGCGCGCCGAGGCGAUCCUCGCUUCGGCUCGUGCCGGGAACACUAUCGCCGAAGCAGCUGGACCUUCGACCAACGUUCUGCGCAACAGUCAUGGUCCCUCGCGCGAGUCUCCCCACAGCGGUUCGACUCGAGGAAGUCCUCAUGCCGACGUCCGCGCUGGCAGGGAGUCCAACGCUGCCGUUCAGGAGGAGAUGGCCGAGGCAGCUUCGCGACGAUCGCAUCCUCACAGCAACAGCAGCUCUUCGAGCGAGAAGGACGAGCUCGAGUCGCCGCCUCCAUCUGCGCACCACCAGUCGGCAUCUCGUCCUGUGGUCGCUUCCACCGGCAGGCAUCCAAGUUCUCGACGCAACAGCUUUGAGCAAAGGAUGGCUUCGCUUCCGGUGAUGGCUGCCGUGCCCUUGAAGCGCGGCUCACCUCCGAGCACUGCCGCGAAUCUGGCCGACAGCAGGUCUCUGUCUGCAGCUCCUCAAGCCGGCCGCAAGGCGACUGCGUGGGGCAUCGAUGCGCGUUCCACACCUACGGCUCCAGCAGCGAAAUCGGGCGAGAAGCGUGGCCGUGCCGACGAGAUGGACGAGGACGACGAUCACUGGAACUGGGACAAUCUGUACGGCAAGGCCAAGCUGGAGAAAGCUGGCGAUUGGCGCGGCUUUGCGCGACCGGUCGAGGACCGUCGAAGCCAGUCGAAAAGCAACGGUGCAGCUCGAACGGAAGCUUCGGCGCCGUCUGUUGCCGUAGCUAGGCUGCCUGUCGCCUCGAGCCCUGCCCAAGCCGUGAGCGCCCCGCGAACCUGA